Messenger RNA from Cyphellophora attinorum, 1017 nucleotides. RefSeq lists its product as uncharacterized. The record is from RefSeq and is a predicted model, not a curated record. NCBI's taxonomy places the organism in Eukaryota, Fungi, Ascomycota, Eurotiomycetes, Chaetothyriales, Cyphellophoraceae. Bases 1 to 1017 code for a protein of 338 amino acids. The transcript is spliced from 3 exons.
AUGCCACACAAAGACAGCAAAACGCCACUGGCAAUGUGGCCAGGAAGCCCAAAGUCCGCCUGCCAUGGCAGCUGCCGCCGAUACAUCAACUCGGUGCGCGCCCCAAGAAGGCGAAACUACAUUCCCUUCAAGAGACGAUUUCCCUUUCUUCUUCUCCCAGCAGAAGUGCGCGACACGAUUUAUCGCUACAUCUUCUGGGGCACUCAACUGGCAAGAGUAGAAUGCAUCGACAGGUACCACAUUUCGGCUCUGUGCUUGGAUAACGCUGGCGGCUGGCGAAAAGGCACGAACAUGGGACUUCGAGCACCAUACACAGCGAUCCUCUUCGUAUCGAAGCUCUGUCUGCAGGAAGCGCGUUUUCGCCUCUUCUCUGAGGCACGUCUCCGCAUCAACAACGGAACCGUGGGACUGUCUAGUAGUCCAGGACUUCCGCUCACAAUUGCGCCAAGAGAUCUGAUCUCCUACAGACUCAGUGCGAACGCGGAAGAGUUCGAGACGCUAAGUCAUGUGUCUCUGGUCCUCGAUUAUCGCCGGGGUCACGGUCUGGCGACAAUAUGCUCCUUGGUCGCAUCGAUGCCGAAUUGGACAUCUGUGGCGAUGCACGUUGGACCUCUUCGCGUUGGCGGGAAUGCUGGAGACUCCUGGUAUGUCCACAACAACUCUGAAGGCUUCUGGUACACCGACGACGCUAUUCCGACAGCCAGUCAGAUUACGACCCUCGCAAGCGCAGUCGGACGCUCCUUUGAGCAGUUUUCGCCUUCUGGUCUUGUCGCUACCGCUUGGAAGACGAUAACUGAGCGUAGCGGAACGAUGGUCGUGGCAUAUGAUGUCGCCGGAAGGACCGAGGGUCAUGCUCAGGCAGACUACACAUGGUUAGUCACAGUCGACAUGAAGUCUCGAGCCAUCAAUGUCCAGCUCAAGGAGAGAAGUAUGCCAGGCCAGGACAUCUCGCCAGGUUCUGAUAUUGCUCAAGUCUCCACAGAGGCUGUCGCGAGGCUCUCUCACCCGAGCCAUUGA